AUGGCACCCCCCGACAUGCUGUCCCCGCUGUCACAAGCUCCCUUGUUACCGACGGGCAGGCCAGCUCUUCGUCGCCUCUCUUCCAUGACAGCUACCGAGGGCAUCAUCAACGCUGGGGGCCCGGUGGUCGUAGUGCCAGAGAGACUUAUGCAUCGCCGCUCCAAAACACAUGAUCCUCGUGGUUUUGCCGGCGCUUUGGAGUCAGCUAGGAACGAGCUCGCUUCGAUGAACUUGGAAGAGGAUGGUAGUCCUGCCUCUCUGUCGGAAAGCUCGCCAGACACCCCUGGCACCCCAGCUUCUCCCCCAGAGGUCCCGAGUGCAGAUUCGUUUGCCUUUGCUUUCGAUAUCGACGGUGUGCUCCUCAGGGGUGGACGACCCAUCCCCGAAGCUAUCGAAGCUAUGAAGGUUCUGAACGGCGAGAACGAGUAUGGCAUGAAGAUCCCUUACAUCUUUCUCACGAAUGGUGGCGGCAAGACAGAAGCAGAACGUUGCAUUGACCUGUCUCGUCAACUUGACAUUGAGGUUUCACCCGCGCAGUUCAUAUGCGGCCACACACCGAUGCGAGAGAUGGUUGAAAAGUACCACACUGUCCUCGUCGUGGGGGGCGAGGGAGAGAAAUGCAGAGAAGUAGCAGAGGGUUAUGGCUUUAGAGACGUUAUCACUCCAGGUGAUAUCAUCAAGGAUAACGAGGCUACUACCCCUUUCCGCAGACUUACCAACGAGGAACGCAAAAACUCCCGCAAACGUGAUUAUGGCUCGACCAAGAUUGAAGCAAUUUUUGUAUUUGCGGAUUCCAGAGAUUGGGCCGGAGACAUCCAGAUUAUGCUCGAUCUGGCGAUGUCCAAGGGAGGUUACAUAGGCACACUCUCAGAAACCUUCGACGAGGGCAUACCGAUUUACUUUUCUCACAGCGACAUAGUUUGGUCCGCUGCACAUGACAACGUCAGACUUGGAAUGGGAGCCCUUAGAAGGAUGGUCGAGAUGCUGUUCAAGGAUCUCACCAAGGGCAAAGAGCUUGAAACCAUCGCAUUUGGAAAGCCCCAAAUCGGCACAUUUGAGUUCGCUACUCGCUUGCUUCAACAGUGGCGGAAAGACGAGCAUCACAUCAAUCGUCCGCCGGAGACUGUGUACUUCGUGGGCGAUACACCCGAGAGUGACAUCAAGGGUACGAAUCAGUUUAACGAGAAGGCCAAGAACACCUGGUAUUCGAUCCUUGUACGCACCGGCGUCUACCAGGAGGGAACGGAGCCGGCCUACAAACCCAUGGCCACUGUUGACACCGUGCUGGAUGCGGUCAGACAUGGGAUGGAGCGAGAGUUCAAAAAGAAGAAGAUAGGGCCCAAGGACAACGGAGGGCUCCCUCUUAACGGUUCGACAUUUAAGAACCUGUCACUGAGUGGCGAGGUUAACAAGCCUCUUACGCCCGAGAUAGUGACGACACCUGAUUUGGUAUAG
Amorphotheca resinae ATCC 22711 is the source of this 1455-nucleotide messenger RNA. RefSeq lists its product as hypothetical. The transcript has 4 exons. NCBI's taxonomy places the organism in Eukaryota, Fungi, Ascomycota, Leotiomycetes, Helotiales, Amorphothecaceae. The record is from RefSeq and is a predicted model, not a curated record. The coding region runs from base 1 to 1455 and encodes 484 amino acids. Gene Ontology annotation, cellular component: mitochondrion. Gene Ontology annotation, biological process: glycerophospholipid biosynthetic process.